CACAAAACAUCCAACCAACCUCGCUUAUCAAGAGAGACACAGACAACACUGCUUAUCGCUCCUCGUGCACCAACCAACGCACACACCACCCCACACAGAGCGCCAUGUCCAUGUCGAGAGUGCAGCACGUGCUUCGCCGAAUGGCUUCGUCGUCCACGGCAGCAGCAACCGCAGCAACAACCACAACAACCACAACCGCAACGACAGCAUCGGCGGCGGCAGCGACUGGCGCGCACAAGCUGCACGCGGUGCGCUUGGUGCGCAGCCCAAUCGGUCACCCACAGGCCUUGCGCGACACGCUGAGCUUACUGGAGCUGAAGCGUGUGAACAGCGUCGUCAUUCACAAGAACACGCCCGUGGUCAACGGCAUGUUGAACAAGGUCAUCCACCUCGUCGACGUGCAGCCGGUACAGUACCGACCGGACGUCAAGACGGCGGACGGAAAGCCCUUUGUCACCCCAGAUGGCGUCGUCCUUGGCGCUUCAGAGGAAGACUUCCUCAAGUCCCUCAAGUAAUGGCAACCAAGAAGUUAUCCGGGAGGCAACUGUAUACAUGACAAGCAGGACAGAAGAGAGAGAGAGAGAGUGAGUGUGUGUGUGUG
Salpingoeca rosetta is the source of this 601-nucleotide messenger RNA. RefSeq names its product 50S ribosomal protein L30. Lineage: Eukaryota; Choanoflagellata; Craspedida; Salpingoecidae. Gene Ontology annotation, cellular component: mitochondrion; large ribosomal subunit. Gene Ontology annotation, biological process: translation. The record is from RefSeq and is a predicted model, not a curated record. The coding region runs from base 105 to 515 and encodes 136 amino acids. Gene Ontology annotation, molecular function: structural constituent of ribosome. The transcript has 2 exons.